AUGUUUGCAAAAGCUGAUGAACCAGAGGAAUCUAAUGCGUUAACAAACCAUGUCCCCGCAACGUCGGGCACAACACUCCUGCCACGUCCAGUCGCGUCCUUGGUAUCUCUGCUGACCCAAUCCACCUCACUUACAUUACGCAUCGGGUCAUUUUUCGGUGGGGUUGCCCUGGAUGGAGCACGAGCGACAACCUUAACGAGCUUAGAAUUGGGCCGCGCCGUGGUCGAAGGCAUUCUAACGCGUGCCGGUCGCGAUGUCGCGAUUCGUAGUGGGGAUGAACAUGGACGAAUGGAGGCCGAAUCAUUGUUAGAACGAAGUUUGGCAACAUUACAUACAACCGUGACCUCGGCAUCUUUCUUCGCCGCAGCUACUUUCCAUUUCUCGUCGACAACCCUAGCGUCCGUGGCGAACUUCUCGCAGGCACUUUUGUCGACUCUAGAUGCGAUCUUAGGGUCGACAGAGUCUUCUCGAGCCAUUGCGGCUAUUAUUACCCUUAUUCGGCGUGAAUUCAGGUCCGUUGAUACUGGCGCCAGUACCGAGAAGAUCGGUGUGGGGGACCUGUUGAUAGGCUCAGUGGGCUUUGCACUCUUGCAGCGCUGGGGUAAAAGGAAUACCGAAAGACGAUUGCGAGAGAAUGGCGGUGAUGAAGUCAUUUGGGAUACCGUCAUCCUUGACAACGGAGCCCGCGCAGAUGUUGUCGGGACACAUCAACUACAAUUCCCGAAUGAAGCGUGUGAAGAUGGACCCAACGAGCACGAGGGCGCUUCUUUCGUGAUGCCCGGCACUGGCGAUCAAGCCUUCAAUGCCGUCCAGCGACGCUCGAGUAUCCCAGACUCGUUUGCAGGGUCUCGUCUUUCGUUCCCACUAGACAGCCAACAGCAGGUCUCGGACGAAGAUAUUCGGGCGUACAUCAUGAGCCAAUUACCACCAGGCUGCCAUGCUUCCAUCAAAUCCGAGGCUCUGACUGCAAGAACAAUAACCGUGGAUAUCUUCGAUGAUGAGAUGGCUGAAAUCGCAGCUCCUCCUGGAACUACAAUGGUGGAAGAACGAUUUCACCAUCAUGACCAUGCGAGUCCUAGUGUACCGGAAUUUUCGAAACUCCCGAAGCACACCGUGGUGUUUCGCACUGCCUUCAACAAGUCGCAGAGCACACAGCUGCGACCACAGGGCCCUUCAUCUACCCCGGAUCUCACUGAACCUGAUUACCAGCGGCCUUUAACAGUAAACUCGGCAUCGUCUGGACAUCCUAGGAGUCAGCUCAAGCGAGCCCAGUCGGAAGGGUCAUCCAGCGAUGCGACUAUCAGAGAUGAGUCCCCGAUUUCUAGGUCUUCAGCUGGCCAGACAGAAAAGGCAGCGGCCAAAGGCUCUAAAUUUGCCCAGCGCUUCAGGCCUAGUGGCCAGGAGAAGACUAGCAACGUCAAGCCACCGCUCCCCAAAAGACCGGCUAUCAAAACUUCUGGAUCUUCUGGCACAUCAACCAGUCGAUUGCCUCUCAAGCCUGCGAAAGGAGCGGCGUCGGUGAAAGAAGCGACUGCGCGAGAGAAGGCCAAUCGGCCACUCCCAGCCAGACCAAACCAAACAGCAGACCAUCGGCCAUCAACCCCUGGCCCGAAUAGUGGAUUACGAAGGUCGCCUUUCUCCAACUCUCCCCAAGCCCAUUCUCCACGGUCGCAAGCCAAACAUGCUUCUGCGCAUGGUGUGUAUGAUAGAAGCAAUUCCCGGGCAGGGCACUAUGUUGCGCAUGAAAGAAGCCAAGAGUCUCUCCUUACACACACAGAUGCCUUCUCACGUCGUGCUGCUGACCUGCGCCCGGGAUCUUCUGCCACAUCUCGAACACAUGUUCGCAGCACUAGUUCCUUGUCGAUAUCAAGAUCUGAAACGGAUGGGCCUGUACCCAAUGAUCGCCCGGGCUCAUCAACACUACACGGACGAUCGCAGUCGUAUACACCUAGCAUGUACUCUGUCGCAACUGCCGGCUCCGAGACUUCGCUCUUGCUGGCCCAUCGCGCGCGCAAAAGCGCCUAUGAAGAUAUGGAUACCAUUCAAGCACUAAACCGCGACGGCAUGAUACCAGGGAUCUUCCCAAAGAGGCACUUUGUUCAAAACAUACGCCGGUUCUGUCGCUUUUCCUCUGCUUCAUACGGUAACAGUGCAUUGAAGGUCAUGGGUCCACGAGCACAGCGCCUUCGAGCACAACGCUGGUCUCCCCCGUCAACAAUUCUACUCUCCUCCUUCGUGGAUCCAGCAGGAGGCUCGAACGCAGCCGGUGAAACUGAAAGCGGAUUCCCACUAGUGCACUAUCUGUCCAUCGACCACGAGUCCAAGGCAGUAGUCCUCACUCUCCGAGGCACCUGGGGCUUUGAAGACAUCCUCACAGACAUGACAUGCGACUACGACGACCUAGAAUGGCAAGGCAAAAAUUGGAAGGUGCACAAAGGAAUGCACGCUUCCGCAAAGCGACUACUCGAAGGCGGCGGUGGCCGAGUAAUGAUCACGCUUCGCGCAGCCCUAGAAGAGUUUCAAGAUUACGGCGUCGUACUCUGCGGCCACUCCCUCGGCGGCGGCGUAGCCGCUCUACUCGCGACCAUGAUCUCCGAACCCAGCAGCUCUCUUAUCGGUCCGUCCUUUGUCACGGCACCUUACCACCCAACCUCUCGACCUCGCCUUCUUACCGACAGCAACACACAAAGCUCAACGCCAGAAUCGACACCUCCACACUACGACCUACCCCCCGGCCGCCCAAUUCAUGUCUACGCCUAUGGCCCCCCAUCCGUCAUGUCCCCGUUCCUCCGCCUCGCAACAAGAAGCCUAAUCACAACAAUCGUCAACGGCUCCGACAUCGUCCCAAGUCUAUCUCUCGGCAUCCUACACGAUAUGCACACAGCAUCUCACCUCUUCAAAACAGACGUAUCGCACGCAAAAACACAUAUCCGCCAACGCCUCCACGAAACACUCCGACAGAGCAUCGUGCAUAAAUUCUACGUCAACCAGCCACCGCUAGUCGUGAACGCCGGCGACGGCGUAGGCGAAGACGCCUGGGCCUGGAAAACCCUCGCCCUCCUCCGAGACGCGAUGCGAGCACCAAAACUAAUGCCGCCCGGCGAGGUCUUUGUGGUCGAGACGAUGCGCGUCCUGCAGCGGGAGGCGUUCACGCCGCAGCCGGAGUUUGGGUCUGAUGGAUACCCGAGACUUGGACGACCGGCCACUCGUGUGCAGAUGAGGUUUAUUCGAGAUGUGGAGGCUUGGUUUGGGGAGUUGCGAUUUGCGUCGGGGAUGUUAAGUGAUCAUAAUCCGGCUAGGUAUGAGACUAGCCUCGCUGCGCUGGUUAGGGGGUAUUGGAUGAGUGAUGCACGACAAUUGGAGUGA
This is a messenger RNA of Penicillium longicatenatum, 3366 nucleotides long. Its product is annotated as lipase family protein. NCBI's taxonomy places the organism in Eukaryota, Fungi, Ascomycota, Eurotiomycetes, Eurotiales, Aspergillaceae. Bases 1 to 3366 code for a protein of 1121 amino acids. The record is from RefSeq and is a predicted model, not a curated record. Gene Ontology annotation, biological process: lipid metabolic process. The transcript is spliced from 3 exons.